AACAAUACAUAACACUGCAAAAGCCGGCUCUUUGUUCAUGGAAGUCAUGGCUGAAAAUAUUGUAGCAGAGGGAACUUAUGAUCUCUUCUAUCCAAUCUUUCUCUUAGCCAUCAUCUUCCUCAUCCUAAAGCAUUUCAAAUCUUAUUUUCUAUCAAAAAGUAGUCCACCACUUCCUCCAGGACCGACUCCUUGGCCAAUCGUGGGCAAUAUUCUUCAAAUGGGAGAAAAACAGCCUCAUAUCACUUUAGCAAACUUUGCUCAAUCCUACGGCCCGCUAAUGUCACUGAGACUAGGAACUCAAAUCAUGAUCAUUGGAUCAUCACCAGCUGCUGCAGUAGAAAUUCUCAAGACCCAUGAUCGUAUCUUAUCUGCGCGUUAUGUUCCUCACACAGUACCAGUUAAGAGCUCAGAAUUAUCAAUGGGGUGGGCUCUAGAGUGCAAUAAUGGAUGGAAGAACUUGCGUACUAUAUGCCGAACUGAACUCUUCUCUGGUAAGGCAAUAGAGUCUCAGGCAUGUUUGAGAGAGAAAAAGGUAAGGGACAUGGUGAGCUUCUUGAGAGUGAAGGAGGGCAAGGCAGUGAAAGUUGGAGAAGUGGUUUUUGCCACUGUGUUUAAUAUGUUGAGUAAUGUUGUCAUGUCAAAAGAUUUUAUUAGCUUAGAGGAAGAAAAUGUGGAUGGAAGCAUGAAGGGUCUUGUAAGAGAACUCACCAAGGUGGGUUCUACUCCAAAUAUAUCUGAUUUUUAUCCAAUUUUAGGUGCAUUAGACCUUCAGGGUUUAAAUAAGAAGGCAAAGGAGUUGUUUCGGAAGAUUUGUGCUGUGUGGGAGCCCACUAUAGAAGAAAGAAGAUGUGAUGCUUCGAGCCAAAAUGAUUUCUUGGACACCCUCAUCGACACUGCUUUUACCGAUGAUCAAAUCAACCAUCUUCUCUGGGAGUUAUUCUCUGCUGGUACAGACACUACCACUUCAACAAUUGAGUGGGCAAUGGCAGAAUUGAUAAAAAAUCCAGAAUCCAUGGAGAGAGUUUGUGAAGAAUUGACAAGAGAAAUCAACCAACAUUCGCUGAAAGAAUCCCAUCUACCUCAGCUACCUUACCUUCAAGCUUGUGUAAAAGAAUCUAUGAGAUUGCAUCCUCCAGGACCAUUGCUGCUUCCUCGCCGUGCACCUGACUCGUGCAAAGUGAUGAAUUACACCAUCCCUAAAAAUUCUCAAGUGGUAGUAAAUGUUUGGGCAAUUGGGCGAGACCCCAUGGUUUGGGAAGAGCCACUGAAAUUUAAACCAGAGCGAUUCCUCAACGGGACUUUGGAUUUCAAAGGGAACGAUUUUGAAUUCUUACCCUUUAGUGCAGGUAGAAGAAUCUGCCCUGGUCUUCCCAUGGCAGCAAAGCAAGUUCCUUUGAUACUUGCUUCAUUGCUCCGUUCUUUCGAUUGGUCUCUUCCACAUGGAAAUGAUCCCAAUGAGCUAGACAUGAAUGAGAAGUUCUCUAUAACAUUGCAGAAGGAACAACCCCUGGUCCUCAUUCCUACAGUUAAAUAAUGACAAUGGAGUGCUGCAAUCUCCUCAGGUUCUAUACUAGUAUGAUCACUUAAAUAAUAUCCCUUAUCUGGUUUUCAUCACAAAUAUGUUCCUGUUCUAGUGAUUGUUUGGGAACGAAAGUUCAAUUUCUAGUUUCAAUAUAAAGUGGCACUUUUCUUCAUCAAAAGAGCCCACAGUAGAUUUUUGUGUUGAGUUAAAGUGGCAGAAUUUUAAAAGCCUCAAUUGAGGUUCUUUUAGUUACAUUUCCAUCCUCAAGUCUCAAAUCAUUAGAACAUGGCGUGUACACAAAAGAUUGAUGCAGCUAGUUGUUUCCUUUGGUUUC
This is a messenger RNA of Cornus florida, 1856 nucleotides long. Its product is annotated as probable (S)-N-methylcoclaurine 3'-hydroxylase isozyme 2. The record is from RefSeq and is a predicted model, not a curated record. Gene Ontology annotation, molecular function: oxidoreductase activity, acting on paired donors, with incorporation or reduction of molecular oxygen; iron ion binding; heme binding. Bases 38 to 1534 code for a protein of 498 amino acids. NCBI's taxonomy places the organism in Eukaryota, Viridiplantae, Streptophyta, Magnoliopsida, Cornales, Cornaceae. The transcript has 2 exons.